Messenger RNA from Plasmodium knowlesi strain H, 384 nucleotides. RefSeq lists its product as uncharacterized. NCBI's taxonomy places the organism in Eukaryota, Apicomplexa, Aconoidasida, Haemosporida, Plasmodiidae. The transcript has 2 exons. The record is from RefSeq and is a predicted model, not a curated record. The coding region runs from base 1 to 384 and encodes 127 amino acids.
AUGGAACGAGAAGGAGUCAUGGAUAGGGGAAAGACAGAGGAGAAUUCCUUUGAAAAAAUUAAGGGCAUUAAUAAUGAAGAUUUCAAAUUCGAUGAUCCUUUCACCGAGAAAAUUACAAAUGACAGUAAGUUAUUUGACGAGGCAGAGUACUCCUCAUCACAUGUAGGCAAGGAGGAGGAAGCGUAUAUACGGAAAAGGCAAAUCGGAAAAAAAAUUAAAAAAGUAAACAAUACCAGCAAAAUUAUGGAAGUGAGAUUCUAUAUAUUUCUGGUUCUUUUAAUUUGUUUCUAUUCCCUUUUAGUGAACAUUAUUCGGAAGGGAUUGGGCCUUGUUUCCGUAGCACAUCGGUUAAUGCAUUCACAUUCCGGAAAUAUUUCAAUGUAG